AUGGCUAUUGAACAGUCCGCACUUGCAAACUUGAAACAUGCUGGGUUGAGCGAAAUCACGUAUCUCCCAGGUCAGCAAUCUUAUGAGGACCGAGUCAGUUCUUACUGGUCUCUCACCGCGCAACUACGCCCUUGGGCUAUUGUUCAACCAAGGACGACUCAGGAGGUUUCCGAGACCUUGAAGGCUUUGGUUAGCACACCUGGUUGUAAAUUUGCGAUCCGCAGUGGCGGGCACAUGGCCUGGGCUGGCGCCAACAACAUCGAGACUGGCGUGACUAUUGAUCUUGGGCUCAUGACAACUACGACAUACAAUCCUGAUACGAAAGUUGCAUCUUUGCAACCCGGUGGCACAUGGGCACAAGUUUAUUCUGAGCUUGAGAAAUAUGGAGUGAUGGUUGCCGGAGGCCGCGAGGGGCUGGUUGGAAUCGGUGGUCUACUUCUUGGAGGCGGCAUUGCCUUUCAUAGCUGCCGCUACGGAUUCGCCUGUGACCAGGUUAUCAACUACGAGGUUGUUCUCGCAGAUGGCAGUAUCGUCCAAGCCAAUAAGACCACAAACUCGGACCUCUUCUCAGUAUUGAAAGGUGGUUCUAACAACUUUGGCAUUGUCACGCGCUUCGAUAUGGUGACAUUCGAAGCAACUAACAUCUGGGAUGGGAAUAUUGUCCUCCCGAAAACAGCUACGGGUGAUAUCAUUGAGGCCUUUGUCGACUUUGAACAGAAACUUAAUGAAGCGCCCGACGAUCAUAUUCUUGCGAUGUGGACAUACCUGCCUCAGACAAAAGACCAUUUUAUAAACAUGGUCUUGACUAAUCUCGACGGUGUUGAGAAUGCAAAGUCUCUGCAGAAAUUCCUCGCCCUCCCCGGUCAGAAGAACAUGAAAACAACGACCGUGGCUAAAAAGUUGGUGGAUUUUGUGGUCCCUUCAGGAAAACAAGACACCUGGCUCACACUCACCUUCAACCUCGAUGCCAGAAUAAUGAAAAAAGCAGCCGAUGUCUUCGAAGUCCUGGUAGAAGACCUGAAAAUAUUAAUCCCGGACGGCAAAUUCUAUAUCUCGAUGGUCUUACAACCGCUGCCUCGAUCAUUUGCAAAGCAAUCCAUGGCCCGGGGCGGCAACCUCCUUGGAAUUGAGAAGCUACAGAAAGACUGCGUCCUCCUAGUGGCUGCAGUUGAAGUCGAGACGCCUGAAAUAUCGACUAAGAUUGCUUACCCCAAGCUCAGGGCAGCGAUUAGCAAGAUCGAGCUAUAUGCAAAAUCCGUGGAUGGCGAUGUUGGAUUCCUCUAUUUGAAUUACUGCGAUGGCUCACAAGACCCUUUCCAAACUUACGGUGAAGCGAGCAUCAGAGAAAUGCGAGAGGCCAUGGCCAAGUACGACCCUAGUGGAGUUUUUCAAACCAGAGUGCCCGGCGGCUUCAAGCUUUCUCAGACGGGUGUGAGGAACUGA
Molecule: messenger RNA, 1443 nt
Organism: Penicillium mononematosum
Lineage: Eukaryota; Fungi; Ascomycota; Eurotiomycetes; Eurotiales; Aspergillaceae
Product: FAD-binding oxidoreductase
Exons: 5
Coding region: 1-1443 (480 amino acids)
Molecular function (GO): FAD binding
Source: RefSeq, a predicted model, not a curated record